GGGCGCUUCCGCCGCAGCCGCCGGCCCAGGGGAAGGAGCGGGGCGGGAUGUCGGCGGUGCUGGGUCUGGAGCGGCCGCAGGUGGUGUCGCACGUCCAGCAGGCGCUGAGCUACACCGUGUUCGAUUGCAAGUGGGUGCCCCGCAGCGCCCGCCUGAUGUGCCUGGGCAGCGCCGCCCGCGGCACCGGCAUCAUCCAGUUGUACGAGCUGCACGGAGCCCGUCUGGAGGUGCUGCGGGAGAUCGAAAAGCCCAAACCUAUAAAAUGUGGAACUUUUGGGGCUACAUCUCUGCAGCAAAGAUUCUUAGCGACAGGAGAUUUCGAUGGAAACCUUAACAUAUGGAAUUUAGAAGCUCCUGAAAUACCAGUGUAUUCUGUGAAAGGUCAUAAGGAAAUCAUAAACAGUAUAGAUGGUGUAGGUGGCUUAGGAAUUGGGGAAGGUGCACCAGAAAUUGUGACUGGCAGUCGAGAUGGAACUGUGAAGGUGUGGGACCCAAGGCAGAAGGACACUCCUGUGGCUAAUAUGGAACCUGUACAGGGGGAGAGCAAAAGAGACUGCUGGACUGUGGCAUUUGGUAAUGCUUACAAUCAAGAGGAGCGUGUUGUAUGUGCCGGAUAUGACAAUGGGGACAUUAAAUUGUUUGACUUAAAAACCAUGUCACUACGAUGGGAGACCAACAUUAAGAAUGGGGUUUGCAGUGUGGAGUUUGAUAGAAAAGAUAUAAAUAUGAAUAAGCUGGUGGCCACAUCGCUUGAGGGAAAAUUCCAUGUUUUUGAUAUGAGAACUCAGCAUCCAACCAAAGGUUUUGCUUCUGUUUCAGAGAAGGCACAAAAAUCUACAAUUUGGCAAGUUCGGCACCUGCCACAGAACAGAGAUAUAUUUAUGACAAGUGGAGGAUCUGGGAGCCUUCAUCUCUGGAAAUAUGAGUACCCAGCCCAGCGCUCGAAGAAAGAUUCAGAAGGAUCUGAGAUGGGGGUGGCAGGGUCUCUUAGUCUCUUGCAGAAUGUGACUCUGUCAACACAGCCCAUCUCUAGCCUGGACUGGAGCCCUGACAAAAAGGGACUUUGUGUCUGUGGGGCUUUUGACCAAACUGUGAGGGUGCUAAUAGUUACAAAGCUUAACAAAAUUUGACAAGAAAACUAGAAUUUCUGAUGAGAAAGCAAUAUAGUUUGCAGUCUGUAAAUAUGGGUGGGGGAGCUGUUCUAUUUCUAAUUUAAUUUCUUCUUUAAUAAAACUGGAUUAAAAAAAUAGAAGCCAGAUUUUUCUAUUGAAAGAUCAGAUACGUGCAAUCAGAGUUGUUUGGCUGAUUGUGCUGUCAUGACUUGAAGUUGCCUGGGCACAAAAUUUAACCUUCUAGAAAUGUGAAUUUACAAUGAAAAUAAAAUGUGCCUUUGUGUUAACACAGCUCUGUAAUUGUAGAGUUCACUUGGGUUUGUGUUCAGUUUAUUCAUAUUGCAAAUCUCUUCAUGCUUGUUAAAUGCUUUGGCUUUAUUAUAUAUAGUGUUGUCCAUGUGCAUUCAUGCAGUAGGAACCACUACAGAAACUUGUUGUGUUACUGGAUUUAUUAAUUAGAAUGUUUGUUAAAGUGACUUCGGAUUCUUUACUACAAUGGAGAAAUUAUAACAAAGGCUAAAGUACUCAGGUUUAAAGGAGUAAAGUUUUUAUUGAAGAUCAUACUGAAAUUAAACUAUCGAGUAAAAUGCACUGUUUUAUUAUUUUAGUUGGAUUUCCUAUUAAGUUUAUAUGUUCUGUUGCUUUUAUAUCUGUUUUCAACUUGAUAUUCUAUAAAUAAAAUUGUGUAGUGUUUUCUUAAUAUGAACAAAGUAUAUUAUUCAAACAUCCAGAGAUUUAGAGAAGUAAUGUAUAGAAAAACCUAACAGGCUAAUAAAACCUAAACUUUGUGGAAUGGA
This is a messenger RNA of Zonotrichia leucophrys gambelii, 1909 nucleotides long. It is a transcript of the gene DNAAF10, whose product is annotated as dynein axonemal assembly factor 10. The transcript has 8 exons. Lineage: Eukaryota; Metazoa; Chordata; Aves; Passeriformes; Passerellidae. The record is from RefSeq and is a predicted model, not a curated record. Gene Ontology annotation, molecular function: ubiquitin binding. Bases 48 to 1130 code for a protein of 360 amino acids.